GGGAACCUUUGCUGGCGGGUCGGGUUGCCUGGCCGGACGUUUGGAGCGACGGACCGGCCCCAGCUCUCCGCCAGGAUGGCGGCUCACGCCCGGUUCGUGUCGCGGACGGUAAUGGUUCGAGGCGGGGACGUGGAGGCGGCUUACCGGACACUAACCCGGAUCCUGACCACAGACGGGGUCAUAGAGGAUGCCAAGCGAAGGCGCUACUACGAGAAGCCAUGCCGGAAGCGCAUCCGGGAGAAUUAUGAGAACUGCCGGAGGAUCUACAACGUGGAGAUGGCGCGGAAACUGGCCUUCCUGAUGAAGGCCAAUCGGCAGGACCCCUGGCUGGGCUGCUGACAGAACCCUUCUGACAGGUUAUGGGUCUGGACUCAGCAGUGGGGUGGAGCAGCCAGGGGCUCUCUGAGCGUCGCCUAAUACUCGGCACUGGACUCUCAGCCCAGCUGGAUGUCUGGACUGAAACAGGAUUGUGAUUCUCAAUAAACUCGAGUGGAUUCGACAAACCAAACAUUUGUUUUUCUUUGACCCUCAAAUCUUCACAGCUGUAACCUCCAGUCGCUCCCUCUUUAAUUGCCUCCAGCCCCUAUACUCAUUGCUAUAUCUCUGAGACCCUCUCAAGCUCCUACUCUUCCUGUGAUCCUCCAACUCAUCAAAAUGCUCUUGUGCUCCUCUUGCCCUUUCUAUUGUCUCCUGGACCCUACCAGUAAUCUCCUCUGCCCCUCUUUUCUCCUGAAAAAAACUCUGUUCUGAGCUUUUAGAGACCUACCCUAAAACCAACAUAUAUGUAUGAUUUUUCACUAUAUACAGCUAACUAGGCCUCCAGCCACGGUGUCGCCUGUUUACAGCCCGUCAAGGAGGCGUCAGAGCCGGGGUGGUGUGGCACGGAGUCCAAGCUGGGAUCAGUGCUGCCCCCCAGUGUUCGCUCAGCAGAAGACACGUUCAGCGGCGUCGUUUGGACUCUGGUCGCUCGGCUGGACCUUCCUAUCUUAUACGUGCUCUGUGUGUUUUGAGCUAGCACUGUGCUUUGCACUCGGCCCUGGAGUAACGCUGCUUCAUUUGCCUGUUUUCGUGAGUAUUCAUGUAUGGCUGAAUGUAGGCAAAAUGAGUCAAAAACUAGAUGACAUUGAGAGAGUGGUCAGGAGCCCCGUUGAUAUGAAUGUAACAGAUUUGGCCGAGGGACUCGGGUGAAGAGGCUGGUUAUUGCGUGCUACUCGAUAUGGAGGGGGGAAAUCAAUCAUGGCAUUGAAAAGGAAUUGAUUACACUUUAAUGCUUUUUUAAAAAAAAAUGCACAUCCGCAGUACAAGACGUUCAAAGUAAAAUUUAUUAUCAGAGUCAUACAUGUCACCACAUACAACACUGGGAUACUUUUUCUGCGGGCAUACUUAGCAAAUCUAUAGAACAGUAACUGUAAACAGGAUCUGUAAACAAACUGCAAAUGCCAAUAAUACAUAAAUAGCAAUAAAUAACGAGGAUGGAAUGACAAGAUAAGAGAGUGUAUAAGUGAGAGUAGUUAUCCCCUUUUGUUCCAGAGCCUGAUGGCUGAGGGGUGGUAACUGUUCUUGAACCUGGUGGUGUGGGUCCUGAAGCUCCUGUACCUUCUACCUGAUGGCAGCAGUGAGAAGAGAGCAUGGUCUGGGUGGUGAGGAUCUCUGAUGAUGGACGCUGCUUUUGUACGGCAACCUUUCAUGUGGAUGAUCCAGUUGAAUUGUCAUUCAACUGCACAUGGAAACAGCCGAAUGAAACAGUUUUACUCUGGGGCCAAGGUGCAAAACACUCUACCGACAGUCAUACAAGGUGCAUAUAACACACACUGUACAAAAUAGCAGUUAAUAUUAGCUGAAAGUGAACAAUUCCAAGUUGCACUUUAGCUCUUUGUGCACACGCAUGUAAAGUGACUACAAGUUAAAUGCUAUAGGUUUGAUAGCUCUCUCCUUGUGCUAUAGGUUUGUUAAUAGCCUCUGGAUUCUUUCUUGGCCUCAGGCACUAAUGGCAUGAGAACAAAAUCUCUCUCUGUGCUUGUGGAUUAAACCUCUUCUUAUUGAGGUACCUCUCCCUUGGAUCUUGGGACUUCACUGAGACCGAGGAUCAUGAUCAAUAGGUGCCUCAGAUGGACACAGGGUGAUUUCACGAGUCGGAAUUCAGAGCUACCCCAACAGCGGUGACAGUCAAGUGGCGGCUGAGAAUCGCCAGCCCUGAAAUCUUUGUGGCGAUGUCUGUAGCUUUCCCACGUGGUAUUUAGUGUGGUUUAUUUGUGCUUUCUAUUUUUAUGAUAAUAAAUUAGGCUCAAGUUGC
Messenger RNA from Hypanus sabinus (Atlantic stingray), 2293 nucleotides. RefSeq names its product mitochondrial ribosomal protein S21 (gene mrps21). The record is from RefSeq and is a predicted model, not a curated record. Gene Ontology annotation, biological process: translation. The transcript is spliced from 2 exons. Bases 76 to 339 code for a protein of 87 amino acids. Gene Ontology annotation, cellular component: ribosome. Lineage: Eukaryota; Metazoa; Chordata; Chondrichthyes; Myliobatiformes; Dasyatidae. Gene Ontology annotation, molecular function: structural constituent of ribosome.